UAAUUAUUCCUGUUUUUUGUCCAGUUGUGUCUGUAGAUCAAAUGAAUUCGGUGCUGGUGGGAGAGUUUGUCACUCUACAGACUGGUCUUACCGAUACACAGAAUUAUGAUGUGUUACGGUGGAAGUUUGGACCUCAACAUUCUACUAUAGCUGAAGUCAAUAUAAAGGAUGGAACAGUCUCUACAUUUGAUAAGACAUUCACAGACCGACUACAGCUGGACUAUCGGACUGGAUCUCUGACCAUCACAAACACGAGAACUAAAGACUCUGGACUUUAUGAGAUUAACAUCAUCAAAAGCAGCAGUUACACCAUACAGAAGUCAUACAAUGUGACUAUCAGCGGUGAAGUGAAGUCACUGUCAGUGAAAGAGGGAGACUCUGUUAUGCUACACACAGAUACUGAAAUACAGUAUGAUGAUUCCAUACUUUGGAUGUUUGGAGACAUUGUCAUUGUGUCAGGGUCAAUGUAUAAAGCAAAACGACAUGUCUCCAUAUAUAAUGGUCCAGAUGGGAUAUUCAGAGACAGACUGAAGCUGGACAAUCAAAUUGGAUCUCUGACCAUCACAAACACCACAACUCAACAUGCUGGACACUAUAAACUACAGAUCACCACCAGCAGACACACCGUAAAUAGGAAAUUCCUUGUUAAUGUCGAAGCUUUUACAGAUCUGCCUUCAGGUGGUGAAGCAGGAAUAGGUAUUGGGUUUGUGAUCGGGGCUAUAGUUGUUGCAGCUGUAGCUGGUUGUGUGUAUUUCUGUUACUGCAGGAGUUCUGUACUAAAAAGGCUAUCAUAUGAAGACAAGACACUCCCAGUGAUGAAGGGAGGUUCUGUUAUUCUCGAGACUGAUGCUAAAUUACGCAGAGAUGUUCUGAUGCUGUGGGUGCGGGAAGCCACUGUCAUAGCUGAAAUCAAUGGAGGGACCAGAAAGGUCUCCAUAUAUGAUGAUGUUCUUAAUAAGAAAUUGAGAGGCAGACUAAAGCUGGACAGUCAAACAGGAUCUCUGACCAUCAGGGACUUUACAACGGAACAUGCUGGACUCUAUACAUUAAAGAUGAUGAGAGGACAAAGUGUUUCAUUCAAGUCAUUUACUGUUAAUUUGUGCGAUACAAUGGAGUCCGUGUCAGUGAUGAAGGGAGAUUCUUUCACUCUACGAUCGGGUCUUACUGCAAUACAGGAAGAUGAUGUGAUACAGUGUUUGUAUGGAGACAAGGGCAAUCCCAUAGCUCGAAUCAAUGGAUGGGCCAGAGAAAGCCCUACAUAUUAUAAUGAGGACAGAUUCACAGGCAGACUGGACAUGACUUCUGAAACUGCAUCUCUGACCAUCACAGACAGCGAAACCACAGACUCUGGAGUUUAUGAACUACAUAUUUUCACACCCGAAAAAAAAAUAGCAAGGUCCUUCAGUGUUACUGUCUCUGACCCUACUACAGAUGCGUCUUUAUUGAUUUGAGACGAUUCCAACAACUUCAGUAUGCAGUUGUACAGUACGACUGUAACAUCAUUCAAAAUAAAUCUAAAUCAUAUUUCUCCUCUGAAAUCCCCAGUAUGAAGAUGCUCCAGGUGUGUUUGAAAUGAACCCAUGUGCUGUUGAGCAGUUAAAUAAUAGUAAAACAGAAUAAAUGUAGAAACAUUUCAUUUAUUAUUAAGUUGAAGGACGUACACAUAGAUCUUUAUAAUAAUUCUCGUCUUUAUUUGAUCCUUUAAUGUUAAACAUCUAUACAUCACUUUUCAUACCUCUUACUCUAUUCAUAUAAUGCUAAUUGUAUGAACCACUUGCUGUUUCUGCAGGUAUUAAUUGAAAUAUCUCAUGAGAAAUAUCAUGUAUAAGAAAAUGUAUUAUACCAGUAUUCUGACUGGCAUACAUUCCCCCAACCCCCCAAUUUAGUAUUAUAUUGCUUUUCUGAUUGCUUAUAUUGUAAUCCGUAUAUCGUUUUAAUCAUAUACUGCAUAAUUGCAUUUAUAUUCUAUUCAUCUAUAUUUUGUAUUGUCAGAAGUGAAUUUGCCCAUCUGUCUCUGAUCAGAUGUGAAUGUUAAAUAGUAAAAUCUGAUAAUUGAUCAUUUAGCUCUAUUUUAUACCUUAUUGAUUUCUGAUUGUUGUUGUUUUUUUAAGAAUAGAAGCUUUGGUUUGAAUUUU
Molecule: messenger RNA, 2135 nt
Organism: Sinocyclocheilus rhinocerous
Lineage: Eukaryota; Metazoa; Chordata; Actinopteri; Cypriniformes; Cyprinidae
Exons: 6
Coding region: 42-1451 (469 amino acids)
Source: RefSeq, a predicted model, not a curated record